GGCAUCCAAUGAAAAUGCGUGACGUCAGAAGCAGGGAGUGAAGGCUAAGGUCGGUCGAGCACAGCGUUCAAGCUUUAAAAUGUCGCCAUAAACAAACGCAAAAUACGAUAAAAGAAGCGGGGUUGUCUACCUGACACAGGCGAUGGUGCGGGCUGUGUGGGCGGUGCUCCGGAUGGUGACCUGCGAGGGAGCCGCUGUACUGAAAUUAAACGUACCUGGCACCUGUAGAGUCGCAGCACCGUGGCCCAGACCUCUCAGCACACCUACCGCCGCCUGCUACAGAACCAUAUCCAGUGAGGUGAGACACCUACAGUCUGCAGUCAGAAUGCCUGAGAUAACCACAGAUCACCUGGACGAGAAGCAGGUGCAGCUGCUGGCUGAGAUGUGCAUCCUCAUCGACGAGAACGACCAGAAGAUUGGAGCAGACACCAAGAAAAACUGCCACCUCAACUCCAACAUCGACAAAGGUUUGUUACACAGAGCUUUCAGCGUCUUCAUCUUCAACAGCGAAGAGAAGCUGCUCCUACAACAGAGGUCUGACGCCAAAAUCACUUUUCCAGGCUGUUUCACAAACACAUGCUGCAGUCAUCCUUUACACACAGACAGUGAGCUGGAGGAGAAGGAUGCGAUUGGAGUGAGGAGAGCUGCUCAGAGGAGACUCAAAGCUGAACUGGGUAUCCCCAUGGAACAGGUGACUCCAGAUGAAAUGACAUAUCUAACAAGAAUCCACUACAAGGCCCAGUCAGACGGUGUUUGGGGAGAACAUGAGAUUGAUUACAUCCUCUUCAUGCAGAAGGACGUGGAGUUGAGUCCAGACCCUAAUGAGAUCAAAAGCCACUGUUACGUGAGCAAAGAGGAGCUGAAGGAGAUGCUGGCAAAGGCCAAGCGCAAGGAGCUGGAGAUCACUCCCUGGUUCAGCCUCAUCGCAGAGACCUUCCUCUUCAAGUGGUGGGACAACCUGCAGAACCUCAAACAGUUCAUGGAUCACAACAACAUCCACCGCAUGUAACCACAACCAGGAUCAGGCUUUACCUCCAGUCAUUUCAAAACCUGUGGUUGCUCUAGUACUUGCCUGACAUUCAAGCACAGCCAGCUGAGCCGCUGGAGACCCCUGACCCCCUCUGAUCCUCUAGCACCAAAAACAUCCACACGGAAUUCUUCAUGGUUUCACUGGCUGCUUUUGUCAAGCUAGUAAUAAGUGUAGGAUUGCUGCUCUAAAAGUAGAGGCAGAGAAUGUUUUAGUCUUGCUAAACGUAAGAGGUGAUGUGGUUCAUGGUAGGUUUGUAGCACUGAGACGCUUCCAUCUACACAGUAGAUGACAGGUGAUGACAGUAGAGCUGUUUGGCCGACUCAUCAGUCUUAAGUCAUGUUCAGAAAACAAAUACAUGCACGUAUUUACAUGUACACACACUGGAUUUACAGACUGAACAGAAAACAUGAGCAUUUUAUUAGGUAGAAAAAUGCAGUGUCAUUAAUAUCACCAUGAAGAGGAUAGCCUAUUUUUAUAUUGGAAAACUGAAGUGCCUGAUUCCAGGUCAUUAGGUUGAGGUGAAUAGUGUCUCCAAGUUCUGAUGUGAUGAUACAAACAAUCACUAUCAUUCUACACUUUGUUAACAAUGAUAUCAGUGAGUAAGAUGUAUCUUUGUACUCUUUUACACAAUAAAGUAUUUGAUUGUGGUCACUGGCA
Messenger RNA from Thunnus maccoyii (southern bluefin tuna), 1687 nucleotides. RefSeq names its product isopentenyl-diphosphate delta isomerase 1 (gene idi1). The coding region runs from base 143 to 1009 and encodes 288 amino acids. Gene Ontology annotation, biological process: isoprenoid biosynthetic process; isopentenyl diphosphate biosynthetic process. The transcript has 7 exons. The record is from RefSeq and is a predicted model, not a curated record. Gene Ontology annotation, cellular component: cytoplasm. Gene Ontology annotation, molecular function: isopentenyl-diphosphate delta-isomerase activity. Lineage: Eukaryota; Metazoa; Chordata; Actinopteri; Scombriformes; Scombridae.